UCAGUACCAUACCAAGCUAGAGUAGAAAUCGCCUAGACCUCGCUUGUUCUCAUCAACUCUCCUUUUCCAUCCUAGGAUCGCGACUACAUAACACCAACCACCAUUUCAACCAAUCAGAUCUCCAACAUGUCGAACACAACAUCCGACUUCGUCCCAGCUCCCUCAGAGAAGACCUUCUCUUCCUACACCCCCGACCAAGGCGCCAAAUACGCCCAAGCACGCCCAGGCUACUCCCCCUCCCUCUACGCCUCCAUCAUCGCCCACCACACCUCCACCGGCGGCAAACUAGACACCCUCGUCGACGUCGGUUGCGGUCCCGGCAUGACAGCCCGAGCACUAGCCCCCAAUUUCACCCACACAAUCGGCCUCGACCCCUCCGAAGGCAUGAUCACCACGGCCCGUUCCCUAGACCCGAACAUCCGCUUCGAGAUCUCCACCGCCGAAGACCUAGGAUGGCACCUGGAUCCCAAGAUCGAGGACGAGAGCGUGGAUCUUAUCACCGCAUCUACAGCAGCGCACUGGUUCGACAUGACCCGGUUCUGGCCCCGCGCAGCCCAGAUCCUGAAGCCGGGUGGAACGGUGGCGCUUUGGGGGACGGGAGGUAUUAAUAUGCACCCGUCGAUGCCGAACGCGGUUGCUAUCCAAGCUAUGUUCGAUGAUUUCGAGGAGCGGGAAUUGAAGCCGUUUUUCGAGCCGGGGAAUUUGAUCAGUAGGAACUUGUACAAGGAUAUGCCGCUACCCUGGACUUUGAGUCCGAAGGUGGAAGCGUUUGAGGAGAAGACGUUCUUUAGGAGGGAGUGGGGGUUGGAUAAUAGUGGGUUUUAUGAGGCGGCGGUGAUGGAGGUUGAUUUGGAUAGGAUGGAGAAGGCGCAGGCGACGCUGAGUCCGGUGCAUAGGUGGAGGGAGGCGAAUCCGGAGAAGGUGGGGACGGAGGAAGAUAUUGUGAGGAUCAUGAGGAGGGGGGUGGAGAGGCUGUUGCAUGAGGCGGGUGUGGAGAAGGGGAAGGAGGUGGUUAAGGGGAGCUUGAGUGGAGUUUUGAUUAUGGCGAAGAAGAAGGCUUGAGCCAUUGCUUAGGGAGGACUGGGAGCCUUUUCAUACUUAGUAUUCUUUUUGUGUUGUUAAAAUAAAAGAGUGUGUGUUGAAGUUGAAUUCAAGAAAACUAGCACAAAAGGUGAUUUGAUGUGAGUCUCACCUCUUGAACUAGGUUAGAAGGGCCUUCUCAGGGUGCAAAAUCUCUCGCAGUAGAACUAUAGCGGAGCACGUCUUGAUAAAUUAACUGAGCGUCUAUGUC
Messenger RNA from Mollisia scopiformis, 1291 nucleotides. RefSeq names its product S-adenosyl-L-methionine-dependent methyltransferase. Lineage: Eukaryota; Fungi; Ascomycota; Leotiomycetes; Helotiales; Mollisiaceae. The transcript has a single exon. The record is from RefSeq and is a predicted model, not a curated record. Gene Ontology annotation, molecular function: S-adenosylmethionine-dependent methyltransferase activity. The coding region runs from base 127 to 1062 and encodes 311 amino acids.